Messenger RNA from Antrostomus carolinensis (chuck-will's-widow), 1691 nucleotides. It is a transcript of the gene ATG4C, whose product is annotated as autophagy related 4C cysteine peptidase. Gene Ontology annotation, cellular component: cytoplasm. The record is from RefSeq and is a predicted model, not a curated record. Gene Ontology annotation, biological process: piecemeal microautophagy of the nucleus; C-terminal protein lipidation; protein processing. The coding region runs from base 59 to 1438 and encodes 459 amino acids. Lineage: Eukaryota; Metazoa; Chordata; Aves; Caprimulgiformes; Caprimulgidae. The transcript has 10 exons. Gene Ontology annotation, molecular function: protein-phosphatidylethanolamide deconjugating activity; cysteine-type endopeptidase activity.
CAGUAGCAGAAUUGAACGUCUUACAAGACAGCGAUGGCUUUUUCUCUAGAAUUUGAAUAUGGAGGCCACAGGGACAGAUGAAGUAGAAAAGAUAAAAUCAAAGUUUAUGUCUGCAUGGCACAACAUGAAAUACAGUUGGGUGUUGAAAACAAAAACUUACUUCAGUAGAAACUCUCCGGUCUUUCUGCUGGGAAAAUGUUACCACUUCAAAACUGAUGAAUCUGGUGAACUCUCUACCGAUGGGUCCAAUUUUGAUAAAAUCAACACGGAGAUUUCAGGAAAUGUUGAGGAGUUUCGUAAAGACUUUAUUUCUAGAAUAUGGCUGACUUACAGAGAGGAGUUUCCUCAGAUAAAAGGGUCUGCGUUAACAACAGACUGUGGUUGGGGGUGCACACUGAGGACUGGUCAGAUGCUGCUGGCUCAAGGUCUUAUGCUUCAUUUUCUCGGCAGAGGCUGGGUCUGGCCGGAUGCGCUGGACAUUGACAGCUCAGACUCUGAAUCGUGGACAGCCCAUACGGUGAGGAAGCUGACAGCAUCGUUCGAAGCAUCGCUUACAGCAGAAAGAGAACCCAAGAUCCUGUCAAAUCAUCAUCGGGGAACAUUAAAGAGAAACUGUGAUGACAGUGAAAUGAGAAAUGAAAUUUAUCAUAGAAAAAUAAUCUCUUGGUUUGGCGACUCUCCGCUGACAGCUUUUGGCUUACAUCAGCUCAUAGAGUACGGAAAGAAGUCUGGAAAAAUUGCUGGAGACUGGUAUGGGCCUGCAGUCGUUGCACACAUUUUAAGAAAAGCUGUUGAAGAAGCAAGAGACCCUGAGCUACAAGGAGUAACAGUCUAUGUUGCUCAGGAUUGUACAGUCUACAGUUCAGAUGUUAUUGACAGACAGUGUUCUUUUAUGGAUUCUGGAAAAGCAGCCACAAAAGCUGUAAUUAUAUUAGUUCCUGUGAGACUCGGUGGAGAGAGAACGAACAUGGACUACUUAGAGUUUGUAAAGGGAAUUUUAAGCCUUGAGUAUUGUGUUGGUAUUAUCGGUGGCAAACCCAAGCAGUCGUAUUACUUUGCUGGAUUUCAAGAUGACAGUUUGAUUUACAUGGAUCCUCAUUACUGCCAAUCUUUUGUAGAUGUCAGCAUAAAGGAUUUCCCUCUUGAGUCAUUCCAUUGUCCUUCUCCCAAAAAGAUGUCAUUCAAAAAAAUGGAUCCGAGCUGCACGAUAGGAUUUUACUGCAGAACUGUGCAGGACUUUGAGAAGGCUUCUGAAGAAAUAACGAAGAUGCUGAAAUCUUCAUCUAAGGAGAAAUACCCCUUGUUUACUUUUGUAAAGGGUCAUUCUAGAGACUAUGACUUUGCUUCCAGUCCACUCCAUGAAGAAAAUGACCUUUUCUCUGAGGAUGAAAAGAAAAGAUUAAAAAGAUUUAGUACAGAGGAGUUUGUCUUGCUUUAAGGACAUUUUACACAAGAUUAUUGGCAGCUGUCCAGGAGAACACUUGCCUUUUAAAAAAUAAAAAAAAAAAGUAUGUGUCCUCCUCCCCCAAAGAGGCAAGCUGUGCUGAAACUGGUCUAUUUUCAUAAAGAUGAUAAUGUUUUAUAUGUCAAUAGUCUUUAAAAUGUCAUUUAUAAAUGUACUUACUAAUUAUUUUUGUUCACUACUAGUUGGCUGAGUUUAAUGGCACGUUGUGCUGGUGAGGACAGAAGGU